GCUUUUACCAAGCCUUUCUCUUCCUGGUCGCCCGUGAACGCGAUGGUGGAGCCCUGGAACAAAGUCAACCUUCCGUGUCCGAGUGCUGUGUCCUCAUGUCAGAUCACGUUUAACGACACUACGGCCAGUAUAACCGAGUGUCUCGUGGCGCACUGCGAGGACGCCCUGCAGCUGCUGUGCAGCGACGUGCUGCGGACGGAGAUCCGCGUCCUGUACGAGAUCAUGUACGUGGUGAACAACAGCUUGAGAAAACACAAGCCUUUCCGGGCCAUAAAGCAGGUUGAGCAAUGCAUAAAUCGGUUAAAUGAAAUGAAAUUGCAGAGAGCGUUACAAGAUGUGGAGGAGCUAUGUCCAAACAAAACUCAGAGGGAUGAAGGAGUGGAGUUCGGACAUUGCAGCGUUCCCAGCCAGCCUGUGCUGGAAUGGUUUUGUCUGAAGUUGUUGGGAGCAUCCAGCCUUGUGGCGCGGACCCUGGACCAGUGCACCAUAGCCUUCUCACUAACCAGGCAGCAUCUUUAUUUGGCUGAGUUCAUCGUGCUGAACUUGGUGCUCACAAGCAUGCUCAGUCGACUCUGGGUGUUCUUCAGAGGUAUCCUGAGAACCCUGGUGCCUGUGUACCAGAGGGCUAUAGAGCUCCGCCUGGAGGUGGCCCAGUGUCGGCCCAUGGCCUACCUGACUGACUUCCCCCUGCCUGAGAACCUGCAAGCCUUCCUAGGCCCUACACGUGCUGAUCUGCUUCAGGAGGGGCACAGAACGGAGCCCUCUGGGCUAGAGAGACGCUCCAAACCUUCUCUCCUCGACAAGCUGUUUGAGGCAGGUGAAAGGGAACGCCCGGAAGAGCAAGGGAUGUCCAGUGUGCUUGCUAGUGAGGGAAUGGAGUCUAGUACGGAUCUAGGGAGGGCCGUUUUACGACGAGGUCCUCAUCACUCCCCAUUGGACAUAAAGUUGAUGCUUCAGCGAAUCCAUGGCGGUUCCAAACAGCAUGCAGCAGAAGUGACCGUAUCGCCAGCGCAGUGGGGUGUGUCCAAAUCGGCUGUAGAAAAGCAGAAGAGGACGUUGUUGAAGCGUCUAAAGGCGGCAUCCUCCUUUAGCGACAUGGCCGUCCUCCUCGAAGACGUGAUGGGCUGGUGCCGGAGGUGGAAAUUGCAUCAAGAGCGUCGGCACCUUGCCUUUGUACUCCUUAGGUGUCGGAGGAUGAAGGCCCUGGAGUGUGAGGGCAUCAGUGUGCAGAAGAAACUCCGGAGAACUUGGCUAAGUGUUCGCCGUGUGAUGCUUAAAGGAACCUCCCUGCCAAGAUCCUCUCCUUACUUUCGCUGGAGAACUCGGGGCUUCCUCAGAACACGUUUCACAAUUAUGGCACGUUAUCAAAGUGUCAGGAACCGAUUUAGGGUUAGAACACGGUCUCAAAUAGCCAAAGACCUUUUUGGUGCAACUGACAAGUCAUCACAGAAAUACAAAAUGGACUCAAAUAUUUCAUCUUUCCAAACAAAAUUCUUUAAAAGUGGGGGGUCAGGACGUGAGGUGGUACUCAUUCCCAAGGAAAAACAAAAAGAGACAGAGAAAGCUAGUAUGGUGCCUAACGAUGAGAUUGAUGAUAUCUUCUCAUCACUUGGGUUUUAAUGUUAUGGAUAUAGAGAUUUUAUUUAGAAUUAAAAAUCGCUAUCUACAAAUAACAAACUUCACUGGGUUUGUGUAAAGAAUGUUUGGCUCAUAUUAACACAUUCAGAUUUCAGACGUAUUCGUAUUCCAGCUGAAAACAUUCUGUACUAUUCCGUUAGCUUUCCUAAAAUGUGAAAACAUCCUGCAGUGUAAAGAUGUAGUAAUGCAAUUGCUGAGAUUCCCCCUGUAAUGAGUGCAGGUCUGUUUAGAGCAGGGAAGAAGACUACUGCAAUUCCUGCACCUUUUUCUGAUCACGUGUACUCAUUGAGUGCCCUUGUUAUGACACAUGUGAAUUUACAGACAGUGUUUUCCUGUAAAUCCCCACCCACAAUAUACCAGAGUGCUCUUGCAAAACUAGAUCGGGCUGUUUGCUCAGUUCUAGUUCAAAGAUUUUAUCACCUACUACUUCACUUCUGCACACCCAUAAUGAAGAAGUAGUCAUUUUUGAACAAAUACAGCGUUUGUGUGCACUAUAUGACUGCAGGAAAACUUUUUCCACCUUUCAGUUUAAAGAAAAGCAUCAAUAACUUAUUAUAUGUCCUCUUCUAUUUUAAAAAUAAUGUUCUAUUCAUUAUAUAGAGUGCAAUUGUUAACUGGAUUGAAAGUAAUAGCAUCACAGUCUUUCAUGUGAUAUAUGAAGAUAUAUAGUAUACCUAUUAAUGUUUGUCUAAUAUUUGUCUCAUUAUUUCUGACUCUUUACCAAUCCUGGUUCUACAUGAAAAACAACUAUAUAUUUUAAUUGAAUGUUAAAUGUCACAUCUACAAAUAUCUUAAUAACAGUACAAUAUUAAAUCAGUAUGUGAUGUACAUGACUCCUAGAUUUUUUUUUUCUUUAAUAAUCGAACUUUAAUAAUCAUUAUCCAAUAAACCAAAAAUAACUUUUAUAUGAAAAAAUAUGCAGUUUCUUUAAAAGAAAGUAUUCUUUUUUUUUUUUGUCUAACAGGCUCAUGUUAAGCACUCCAUUGUCCAGGCAAUUGUGAAUCUUGUGAUGUUGAUUUUCAAAAAUUACAUUUACAGCAUUUGGAAGACAACCUUUUCUGGAAAGUCUUGCAGAAAUUCCUUGUAAUCUGUAUGAUGAUAGCGUCAUGUAAGCAUAGAUAAUAUAAUUAUGCAUUAUAAUCAAAUCAUUGCCUUUGCUGUGACAAUAAUAAAUUGAGUGUCAAUAUUGCA
Molecule: messenger RNA, 2829 nt
Organism: Electrophorus electricus (electric eel)
Lineage: Eukaryota; Metazoa; Chordata; Actinopteri; Gymnotiformes; Gymnotidae
Gene: rmp64
Product: ribonuclease MRP subunit p64
Biological process (GO): positive regulation of Notch signaling pathway
Cellular component (GO): nucleus
Source: RefSeq, a predicted model, not a curated record